Perkinsus marinus ATCC 50983 is the source of this 272-nucleotide messenger RNA. RefSeq lists its product as hypothetical. The record is from RefSeq and is a predicted model, not a curated record. The transcript is spliced from 2 exons. Lineage: Eukaryota; Perkinsozoa; Perkinsida; Perkinsidae. Bases 27 to 248 code for a protein of 73 amino acids.
CUUCAGACGUUCCCAUCAUAAUAGAAAUGGGCCGAUCUGCUAAAGCAACACGACAGACGUCUUAUGAGAAGGUGAAGAAGCUCCGUAAGAGUAGGGAAUGGAAGAAAAGCGGAUCAAGAGCUAUUCGCAAAGAGAAGAAGGAAUCUGCUCGGGAAGCGAAACUUGAAAGGGAGCAGGAGGAGGUGCCUGUCAUCGAGUCGACUGAGGAUUUACCUCAUGCUGGAGAUAAGGCUGAUAUAGAUAUGUAAAAGAUGACCUCUAUUGGGAACGUA